Dioscorea cayenensis subsp. rotundata (Guinea yam) is the source of this 861-nucleotide messenger RNA. RefSeq names its product ras-related protein Rab11C-like. The record is from RefSeq and is a predicted model, not a curated record. The transcript has 3 exons. Gene Ontology annotation, cellular component: endosome. Bases 185 to 835 code for a protein of 216 amino acids. Gene Ontology annotation, molecular function: GTP binding; GTPase activity. NCBI's taxonomy places the organism in Eukaryota, Viridiplantae, Streptophyta, Magnoliopsida, Dioscoreales, Dioscoreaceae.
AAAAAUAGGAACUAGAGUACAAAAUUGAUCGGGCGGCCGUUUCCAAAUGCCCUUUCAUCGGCAUCCAUCUCCAUCCAUUCGCCUCCUCCCCAUCUUCGGGCAUCUCUGCAAACCCUCGAUAGAUCUCAUCGUUGUAUCAGAUCUAUAGAAGAAGAUCGGGAAGCGUUGGUGAUAGAGCUUAGGGAUGGGUCACAGGGUGGAUCAUGAGUACGAUUAUCUGUUCAAGAUCGUCCUGAUCGGUGAUUCUGGGGUUGGGAAAUCAAACAUCCUAUCGAGAUUUACGAGGAAUGAAUUCUGCUUGGAAUCUAAAUCCACCAUUGGUGUUGAAUUUGCCACUAGGACGCUUCAGAUAGAAGGGAAGACGGUGAAGGCACAGAUAUGGGAUACUGCAGGUCAAGAGAGGUAUCGUGCCAUCACGAGUGCUUACUACAGAGGUGCAGUUGGUGCACUUCUCGUGUAUGACAUAACAAAGAGACAAACAUUUGAUAAUAUUCAGAGAUGGCUUCGGGAACUUAGAGAUCAUGCAGACUCCAACAUUGUUAUAAUGAUGGCGGGUAACAAGUCUGAUCUCGCUCAUUUACGAUCUGUUCAAGCAGAUGAUGCCCAGGAAUUGGCAGAAACUGAGGGACUUUCCUUCCUCGAGACUUCGGCGUUGGAAGCAUACAACAUAGAGAAGGCAUUCCAGACCAUUCUGACAGAGAUCUACCAUAUUGUUAGCAAGAAGGCACUUGCUGCCCAAGAAGCAGCGGCUGCAGCGCCACCAGUUCAAGGGACAGCUAUCAAUAUCAAUAACUCUACUGGAGGUUUUACACAGAAGAAUUGUUGUUCUACUUAGCAAUAUUUAAUUUGGUUGCCAGGAUG